GCUGAAGGUUGUAAUCAAUCGUAUAUUGACCGAAUGAUAAAAGAUAAAAUUAUUCUUGGAUUAGAAAAUAAAAAAUUGCGGUCGAAGCUCUUGGAGUCAAGUCAAGAUACACUCGAGCAAAUAAUAGAAAAGUGUAAAAUUGCUGAGUUAUCCGAAACAAAUAAAAAAAUACUCAACACCGAGGAAGACGUCAUUAAAGUUGAAGCCAUAAAAAGUUUUACAGUAAAUAAAACUAAGCAGCCGUAUGUAAAUCGACAGAGGAACACUCAAACAUGUGAGCGAUGUGGGAUGACGUCAUCACUACAACAUGGUAAAUUCUGUCCAGCAGUAGUGGAAGGGAGAACAUGCAGAAUAUGUCACAAGCCUGGGCACUUUGCAGUUAUGUGCAGGAAAAAAUAUAGUGGCAGAAGAUCAAAUAGUAGCAAUUAUGUACAAGCAGUUGGAGGAGAGGAAAGAGAACAAACAGGUGCAGCAGUAAAAUCAACUCAGUCAGUAGAUCAACAACGUGCAGCAGAUCAACAACGGGGCAUACAUUCAGUAAAUAUUAAUAGGCAAUAUUAUGAUGACGCAGACGUAUAAGGCCGAUCGGUUGGUAUGAAGAAAUGUUAUUUAACAAUGUUAAAGUCAAUUUCAAAUUGGAUACGGGUGCUGAUGUCAGUUGCUUGCCAAUUAAAUACAUUGAAGAAAUGAAUUACCUGAAUUUAAUUGAAAACUCAAAUACGAAAUUGUUUGCUUAUAAUGAUAAUAAAAUCAACUCUCUUGGAAAGAUAA
Molecule: messenger RNA, 771 nt
Organism: Eupeodes corollae
Lineage: Eukaryota; Metazoa; Arthropoda; Insecta; Diptera; Syrphidae
Exons: 2
Coding region: 34-579 (181 amino acids)
Molecular function (GO): nucleic acid binding; zinc ion binding
Source: RefSeq, a predicted model, not a curated record